Molecule: messenger RNA, 745 nt
Organism: Stegastes partitus (bicolor damselfish)
Lineage: Eukaryota; Metazoa; Chordata; Actinopteri; Pomacentridae
Gene: mydgf
Product: myeloid-derived growth factor
Exons: 6
Coding region: 65-571 (168 amino acids)
Biological process (GO): positive regulation of angiogenesis; positive regulation of endothelial cell proliferation
Source: RefSeq, a predicted model, not a curated record
CUGCAAAUCUCAGCAGCAGCAGAAGAAGAAGAAAAACACCACCAGCAGCAGACAGCAGGAAGAGAUGGCUAACAAUAACUUCUGUGUGGGGAAUUUGGCGUUUCUGCUUGUAUCCGUGCUGAUUUCAGCAUGUGUCCCGGCUCAUGCGUCUUCUGAACGGACGAAAACGGUGGAAUUCAACGUUAAACCGGGAGGAGUGGUGCACAGCUUCACUGAGGGGAUUGAGGACCAUGAAUGUACGUUCACUUACGCGUCACAGGGAGGAACCAACGAGCAAUGGCUGAUGAGCGUCGGGAUAAGCGAGGACGACAGACUGUUCUCCUGCUCCGUGUGGAGGCCUCAGGGGAAGUCCUACCUGUUCUUCACUCAGUUCAAAGCCGAGCUGACGGGAACCAAGAUCGAAUACGCCAACGCAUACUCGCAGACGGCAGCAGCGGGCCACAGCGACGUGCCUUUGAAACCGGAGGAAUUUACCGUAGGAGAAUCAACAGUGACCCACAACGACGGCAAGUUCAGCGCUCAGCUCUCCAAACUGACCGCCAUCGGACGGACGCGGCACGACGAGCUGUAAGCGGUCCGACUCGACCAAUCGGAGCGCCUCGAUGAGCCUUCGAGCUCAGGAGUUGGAUGAAGGAGCGUUAAAGUAGGAGGACGCCGACGCCGCCGCCUGCGUGUCGGUUCAUUAAUUACCUGCUGUUUUCUUAUUGUAACCGGACUGAAGAAUAAAAAAAACAAGGCUUCCAGA